AUGUUGAAACUACUAACAAAUCCAAACUCCCUAACCAACAAAGUAUUGAAGGAAUUCCAGGGAGGAGCUAGGUACAAAAUAAAUUAUGGUAUCUCUGUCCAAAUUUGGGACAACCCUUGGAUUCCUGGAGUGCCUAAGUUAAUGCCAGAGAAGACUCAUUUUUCUUCACCUUUACUGCAGAAGGCCAAUGAUCUCCUUGACUCAACUAGAAGAAGUUGGAACACAGAAACACUGAAGAACAAUUUCACAGACAUGGAUAUGCAAGCAAUUCUUAAAAUCAGAGGGAUGGAACCAAAGAAGCAUGACAGACUUGAAUGGGAUAGUGGGAUCAAGCUAAUUUCUCUGUAG
Molecule: messenger RNA, 348 nt
Organism: Striga asiatica
Lineage: Eukaryota; Viridiplantae; Streptophyta; Magnoliopsida; Lamiales; Orobanchaceae
Source: the annotation of a GenBank genome assembly